Molecule: messenger RNA, 996 nt
Organism: Cetraspora pellucida
Lineage: Eukaryota; Fungi; Glomeromycota; Glomeromycetes; Diversisporales; Gigasporaceae
Source: the annotation of a GenBank genome assembly
AUGGCUACGUCUUUGCAAAAACAUACAUCUGAUUUUAAACCACCGCCAGGACAUGGCAAAAUAGCAUGCCAUCUCCCAUCUGGAACUAGAAAACCAGCCUUUUCCACUUUUCGUGCCUCUUAUCCAUUAAAAUUUCUGACUCCAAAAGUGCAUAUACCUUAUCUAGCUGCUGUAUACUUUCUUUCUUAUGGAGGUGGCAUGGUAUCCGGGGAUUCGAUUUGUAUUGAUAUUGAAACUUUUCAGAAUGUCAAUUUGAUGCUCUUGACUCAGGGCUCAACCAAGAUUUACAAACAACGAGCGCAAAAAGAGAGCAUUCAUGAUAGUAGUGAGUGUUUGCAGGCUGAACCAAAAAACCUUUCUUCUGUCACGCGUCAAAGCCUCAAUGCAUAUGUACACGAAAGCUCUUUACUCCUUCAACUGCCUGAACCUACUACAUGCUUUCGUGAUGCAGAAUAUGUUCAGAGUCAAAUAUUCUCACUAGAGAAUGGCGCAUCUGUCGUCAUUUUAGACUGGUUCACAAGUGGCAGAAUGUCUCGAGGAGAACGUUGGGAAUUCGCACGUUAUGAGUCAGGUGUUAAUUUAUUAAUUGGCGGAAAAUUAGUUCUUCGCGAUGUUGUAUUAUUGCAGAAUGGUGAUUAUAAUAAUAAUUGUGCCUCUUUCAUGAAAAACAAAGAUGAGAAUAACAUUAAUAAUCUUAACCGUCGACUGGAACCCUAUGAAUGUUUUGCAACUUUGGUAAUAUAUGGACCAAAAGUGAUUUCAUUAACAAAUCAUAUUAUGGAUGAGUUCGAUAAAAUAGUGGUAGACAAGAUGGAUAAAAUUGCUGAUUUGAUUUGGUCAGCAUCUGCAUUGCGGAUAGAAGAGAAAACUAAUAGAGGGGUGGUAAUAAAGGUUGCUGGUGUUACAACAGAGAUUGUGAGGAGCUUUUUGGUUGGCGUGGCUUUAAAAGGGUUAAAUGAGAUAAUUGGAGAGAAUCUAUUUGAAAGAGCGUUAUAG